AUGUUUGAUUUUAUUCCUCACUCGACUGAAUUGACAAAGUUGGUUGCUGCUGAAAUCACAUUAGUUUAUCACGGAAUACGUCAUGGACAUAGCUAUUUGAGUCAGGCAUGCACUGCUGAUGUCUCAAAGAAAUUGUUUCAAGAUUCAACUGUUGGAAAAAAUCUCACAUGUGGACGAACUAAAGCUCGUGAAAUUGCUGCUAAUGUUUUAGAUCGAAAAAAGCUGAAUCAAUCAUUUAUCGAUUAUGUGUCUAGUGUAAUUAAAUAUAUUGAAAAAUAUUAUGAUGAACAAUCCGAAUUGGCUGAAUUAACUGCAGUUUUUGGCAUACGUGAAAUCGAUCAAAUAAAAUUUCAUCAAAUUGAAGAGUGUGUCGUUUUUCUCAAGUUGGAAGUUGAUCAUGAUAAAUUAUUCGAUGAAUUGAAUAUUUUACAAUCCACAUUCAAAGAAGUCAAUUCAUACCGUGAACCAUUGAGUGAUCAAAUUCGAAAAUAUAUCGGUGAUGAUGCUCAUAAUUUCAGUGGAGAUAUAAUCAAUGAUCAAAAUAAUGAAUCACAGGAUGAACAAGAUCUUUUUCAUAAACCAACAAUUGAAAUUCAUGAAAAAGAAAAUCAGAUUCGAUUUGAUCAACUGUGGGCAUAUCUGCUCACAAAAUCAACAACUUUAUGCAGCGAAAUGACGAAAGUUCUUGCCUAUGCUUAUUCGAUUCCUUGUUCAAAUGCAUUUGCUGAAGGUGUCUUCAGUCAUAUGAAGCACGCAUGGACACCAAGUCAAAACUCGAUGUCGACUGAAACAAUUGCUACUGAAUUAAAGAUAAGAUUAAAUAGCAAGAUAAAAUGUGAAGAUUUUUAUUCUUUUGCACAAUCUCAACCAGAAUUGAUUAAAUCUGCUAAAAGCAAGCAGAAAUACAGUUAUGUAAAAAAACGUGUAUUAGCUAAUGCAAACAGAGAAGAUUUACUUUAA
Messenger RNA from Rotaria sp. Silwood1, 960 nucleotides. The record is from the annotation of a GenBank genome assembly. NCBI's taxonomy places the organism in Eukaryota, Metazoa, Rotifera, Eurotatoria, Philodinida, Philodinidae.